Molecule: messenger RNA, 609 nt
Organism: Letharia lupina
Lineage: Eukaryota; Fungi; Ascomycota; Lecanoromycetes; Lecanorales; Parmeliaceae
Exons: 1
Coding region: 1-609 (202 amino acids)
Molecular function (GO): peroxiredoxin activity
Source: RefSeq, a predicted model, not a curated record
AUGCCCCCCAGCCCUCCUCCCUCCUCGGACUCCUCCGCUACCGCCGCAUACACGCAACUCUCCUCCCGCCGCUCCCCCAAACCCCUCUUACAGCUCGAUCUCGCCCUCCUACACUCCCCUCCCGUCGCCUCAGGCUGGUCCUCAUUCCUUGGCUCCAUACGCAACCAGACAAGCCUACCCGCAGAUAUACGCGAAUUGUGCAUCUGCCGGGUAGCGGUGCUGAACGGAGCCGUUUACGAAUGGGAGCACCACGUCCCGAUCCUACGGGAGGCAGGGGUAGGAGAACGAGCCGUGGAGGAAGUCGAAAGUCGAAAAGCCUGGCGGGGCUGGAAAGCUGAAGAUGCAGACGCAGCAGCGGAGGCAGAAGACACACAACAUGAUGACUACGGGGGCUUGAGCGAGAAGCAAAGAGCCGCACUCGCGUACACUGAUGCCAUGACUAUAGGUGUCAAAGUCAGCGAUGAGAUUUUUGCCGAGCUGAAGAAGCGCUUUGAUGAGCGAGCUGUUGUGGAGAUCACCGCGGCGGUGGCGGCUUACAACUGCGUGAGUAGGUUUCUAGUCGCGUUGGAUGUGGGAGAGAUGGGUGAGAAGAAGAAAGAAGAGCAAUGA